GUGGCGAUUGUUCCAGUCUAUUCCAACAUUUCAUAUUACAGAAAAAUUGGGGUCCAACCUGAUUCUUUGUCCUUAUAAAUAACUGAUGUUUUUUCUGUCUAUAGAGCUUUUAUUGUUUUUUAUUUUUGAAAUUAAAAGUCCAGUAGAUGUAUUGUGGUAGAGGUCUCUUUACACUAAUUAAGUUUUAGGAAAAGUAUCUUCUUUCUUAAAUUAUUUUUUCCCCUUCAAUUUCUCUGUCUUCACUCUCUGGAAUAUCUGAUGUAUGCAUAUUGGAUUUUUUUCAUUUAUCUUCCAUGUCACUUGUCAUUUCUCUCAUUAUUUUAAUCUCUUUAUCCCUCUGUGGAGUCAUUUCCACUUCACUAUUCCAUUUCUGCAGAGCCCAGCUGCCACGUGACAGCACUUCUCAUCUCUUCAAAGAUUUUUGCUUUGGCACCUCUUCCUGUUCUGACUUCACAAAUGCAGUGCUAGAUUUAAUCUUGUCACAACCAUGACUAAAAAUCUUCUGAGAUUUUUGCCUGUUCUUUGCUGUAGUUCACAUAAAAAUAUUGGCUUUGACUUCUCAGGUGGUCUUUUCUCUUAAAACUUUGAAAUCUUUUCUUAUGUCCAGUGAUUUUUACUAUGUGCUUUCCCAUGGAGAGGGAGGUCUGCGUGAGUCCAGGACUGAAAUUGACAUGGUUUCCACAAGAGAUCACUAGGGUUCUAAUCCACAUCUGUCAGGUCAAAUGAUAGGAGCACAGAAAAGUCAAGUUUUGCUUUGCUUACAUCCUUUGAGAGGAGGAGCUAGAGACGGUGAUAAGAAGGGAGGCUUCAACUUCGUGAGUUUCUUUUUGCUUUGACAGCCAGACAUUAGCUGGGGCAAUGACUCCUAGCCAGGGUCAGCCAUCAGUUCAUAUGUAAAACAAAAUGCUCUGUGCAAAAGGCUCUUCAAUCCCCCAGCCCACAGCAUCACAUGGUCUCUUUAGAAGCACUGAUGGACCUCCCAGUGGCUCCCAGUGGCUCCUCAGUGUGUCCCAACUCCAGCCCUAACCACAGAGGAGAUGUAGCCUGGCUCUCUGUUGCCCCUACAUCCCACCUGAGGCUGUGUCAGCGGCUGCUCCGAGCUGUGCAGAGGGGCAGCAGCAGAGUGGCCACGCCACUGCCUGCCACCCAUGCUGUCCUUGGGCUUCCACAGGAGGGUGCUGAUGAGCAGGACUACGCUUCAUAGCUGCAGGUCUAGUUGGUGCUCUUUACCCUUGCCCAUCUGUGCCACAUCAGGCAGAAGAUGUACCUUUAUCUUCUGCUGCAAAGGCUGUCAGCCUCCUCUAACUUCCGUGCCCAUGCAGGUUUUCCCCCAUCUGUGUGUUAUUGGUUGGGCGACAAUACUUUCUGGUUUGCCUGGGAUGGUCCCAGAUUCCUCUUGGUUGUCCCAGCAUAAAUGUUAAUAACACGCCCUUUUACUCUCAAAAGUGUGCUCGUAUGAGCAAUAAAUUAUAUGAUCACUCUGGUUAACGAUCAUUUCACAGGGGACUGGGAACGGCCAGUUGCUCUCAGAUGAUCACAUCACCCUCCUUCCCAGAAGCUGGUGUAAUUUUUUUUUUUAUCAAAUUGAUGCCAGUUCAGUAAUGGCCAUUCUCCCCAUCCCUGUGUCUCAACCCAUCUUUAGUAACUUUCUCCUCUCCGGGCAGAUCAUUUUAUCUUUCUGAACCUCUCUUUCUUGCUCUCUUAAAUAAGGGUACUGAACUCUGUCAUGCCAACCUCACACUGCCCACAGGUCAAGGUAAGACCACGGAUGCAAAAGCCUCUGUAAACCGUAAACUGCAAAGUGCAGUAAAAAUGUGAGGCUUCAUUUCAGGAAGGCCUAGAAUGUGGAAAGGGCUGCUGCGUGGGUGGUACUGGCAGCCCCUCGUCCCUGUUCUGGGAUUCGAUCUGCUGGGCCCAGCCGCUGGACUCACUGUCUUCCUCUCCUCCUCACCCCCUAUCUCGGCAGGAGAAUCGCUGCCCUUGGCCACCUCCAAUCAAGUUCUCAUUAAGUUCAGUGCCAAAGGCCAAGCACCAGCCAGAGGCUUCCACUUUGUCUACCAAGCCGUGCCCCGAACCAGCGCCACACAGUGCAGCUCUGUGCCAGAACCCCGCUAUGGCAAGAGGCUGGGCAGUGACUUCUCGGUGGGGGCCAUCGUCCGCUUCGAAUGCAACUCCGGCUAUGCCCUGCAGGGGUCCCCCGAAAUCAAGUGCCUCCCUGUGCCCGGGGCCUUGGCCCAGUGGAAUGUGUCAGCACCAACGUGUGUAGUGCCGUGUGGAGGCAACCUCACAGAGCGCAGGGGCACCAUCCUGUCCCCCGGCUUCCCGGAGCCCUACCUCAACAGCCUCAACUGUGUGUGGAAGAUCGUGGUCCCCGAAGGCGCUGGCAUCCAGAUUCAAGUCAUCAGUUUUGUCACAGAGCAGAACUGGGACUCCCUGGAAGUGUUUGAUGGUGCUGACAACACUGUAACCAUGCUGGGAAGUUUCUCAGGUAAGCUGGGGCUUCCAGAGGCUUCCAUUUGGAAGGUAGCGGGUACUGAACUCUGUCAUGCCAACCUCACACUGCCCACAGGUCAAGGAAGGCCUAGAAUGUGGAAAGGGCUGCUGCGUGGGUGGUACUGGCAGCCCCUCGUCCCUGUUCUGGGAUUCGAUCUGCUGGGCCCAGCCGCUGGACUCACUGUCUUCCUCUCCUCCUCACCCCCUAUCUCGGCAGGAGAAUCGCUGCCCUUGGCCACCUCCAAUCAAGUUCUCAUUAAGUUCAGUGCCAAAGGCCAAGCACCAGCCAGAGGCUUCCACUUUGUCUACCAAGCCGUGCCCCGAACCAGCGCCACACAGUGCAGCUCUGUGCCAGAACCCCGCUAUGGCAAGAGGCUGGGCAGUGACUUCUCGGUGGGGGCCAUCGUCCGCUUCGAAUGCAACUCCGGCUAUGCCCUGCAGGGGUCCCCCGAAAUCAAGUGCCUCCCUGUGCCCGGGGCCUUGGCCCAGUGGAAUGUGUCAGCACCAACGUGUGUAGUGCCGUGUGGAGGCAACCUCACAGAGCGCAGGGGCACCAUCCUGUCCCCCGGCUUCCCGGAGCCCUACCUCAACAGCCUCAACUGUGUGUGGAAGAUCGUGGUCCCCGAAGGCGCUGGCAUCCAGAUUCAAGUCAUCAGUUUUGUCACAGAGCAGAACUGGGACUCCCUGGAAGUGUUUGAUGGUGCUGACAACACUGUAACCAUGCUGGGAAGUUUCUCAGGAACAACCGUGCCAGCCCUUCUGAACAGCACCUCCAACCAGCUCUACCUCCAUUUCUACUCAGAUAUCAGUGUGUCUGCAGCCGGCUUCCACUUGGAGUACAAAACGGUGGGCCUGAGCAGUUGCCCGGAACCUGCUGUGCCCAGUAAUGGGGUGAAGACUGGGGAGCGCUACUUGGUGAAUGAUGUGGUCUCUUUCCAGUGCGAGCCGGGAUACGCCCUCCAGGGCCACGCCCACAUCUCCUGCAUGCCCGGAACCGUGCGGCGAUGGAACUACCCUCCUCCGCUCUGUAUCGCACAGUGUGGAGGAGUAGUGGAAGAGAUGGAGGGGGUGAUCCUAAGCCCUGGCUUCCCAGGCAACUACCCCAGCAACAUGGACUGCUCCUGGAAAAUAGCACUGCCCGUGGGCUUUGGAGCUCACAUCCAGUUCCUGAACUUCUCCACCGAGCCCAACCAUGACUUCGUAGAAAUCCGGAACGGCCCCUACGAGACCAGCCGCAUGAUGGGCAGGUUCAGCGGAAGCGAGAUCCCGAGCUCCCUGCUCUCCACGUCCCACGAGACCACCGUGUACUUCCACAGCGACCACUCCCAGAACCGGCCAGGAUUCAAGCUGGAGUACCAGGCCUAUGAACUUCAAGAGUGCCCAGACCCAGAGCCCUUUGCCAGUGGCAUUGUGAGGGGAGCUGGCUACAAUGUUGGACAGUCAGUGACCUUCGAGUGCCUCCCAGGAUAUCAACUGAUUGGCCACCCUGUCCUCACAUGUCAACAUGGCACCAACAGGAACUGGGACCACCCGCUGCCCAGGUGUGAAGUGCCCUGUGGCGGGAACAUCUCCUCUUCCAAUGGCACUGUGUACUCCCCGGGGUUCCCAAGUCCGUACUCCAGCUCCCAGGACUGUGUCUGGCUGAUCACCGUGCCCAUUGGUCAUGGCGUCCACCUCAACAUGAGCCUGCUGCAGACAGAGCCCUCCGGAGACUUCAUCACUAUCUGGGAUGGGCCACAACAGACAGCUCCACAGCUUGGAGUCUUCACCCGGAGCUUAGCCAAGAAAACGAUGCACAGCUCUUCCAACCAGGUCCUGCUCAAGUUCCACCGUGAUGCAGCCACAGGGGGGAUCUUCGCCAUAGCCUUCUCAGCUUAUCCACUCACCAAGUGCCCUCCGCCCACCAUUCUCCCUAACGCUGAAGUCAUCACAGAGAACGAAGAAUUCAACAUAGGUGACAUUGUACGCUACAGGUGUCUUCCUGGCUUCACCUUAGUGGGGAGUGAAAUCCUGACCUGCAAACUUGGAACCUACCUGCAGUUUGAAGGCCCACCCCCGAUAUGUGAAGUGCACUGCCCAACGAAUGAGCUUCUGACAGCCUCCACAGGUGUGAUCCUGAGUCAGAGCUACCCUGGGAGCUACCCCCAGUUCCAGACCUGCUCUUGGCUGGUGAGAGUGGAGCCCGGGUAUAACAUCUCCCUCACCGUGGAGUACUUCCUCAGCGAGAAGCAGUAUGAUGAGUUUGAGAUCUUUGAUGGACCCUCAGGACAGAGUCCUCUACUGAAAGCCCUCAGUGGGAAUUACUCAGCUCCCCUGAUUGUCACCAGCUCAAGCAACUCCGUGUACCUGCGCUGGUCAUCUGACCAUGCCUACAAUCGGAAGGGCUUUAAGAUUCGGUAUUCGGCCCCUUACUGCAGCCUGCCCAGGGCUCCACUCCACGGCUUCGUCCUGGGCCAGACCAGCACCCAGCCCGGCGGCUCCACACACUUUGGUUGUAAUGCCGGGUACCGCUUGGUGGGACACAGCAUGGCCAUUUGUACCCGGCACCUCCAGGGCUACCACCUGUGGAGCGAGGCCAUUCCUCUCUGUCAAGCUCUUUCCUGUGGUCUUCCUGAGGCCCCUAAGAAUGGAAUGGUGUUUGGCAAGGAGUACACAGUGGGAACCAAGGCAGUGUACAGCUGCAGUGAAGGCUACCACCUUCCGGCAGGCGCCGAGGCCACUGCAGAGUGUCUGGAUACAGGCCUGUGGAGCAACCACAAUGUCCCCCCACAGUGUGUCCCUGUGACCUGUCCAGAUAUCAGCAGCAUCAGCGUGGAGCAUGGUCGAUGGAGGCUCAUCUUUGAGACACAGUACCAAUUCCAGGCCCAGCUGAUGCUCAUCUGUGACCCUGGCUACUACUAUACAGGCCAAAGGGUCAUCCGCUGUCAGGCCAAUGGCAGAUGGAGCCUCGGGGACUCUAUGCCCACCUGCCAAAUCAUCUCCUGUGGAGAGCUCCCCAUCCCCCCCAAUGGGCACCGCAUCGGGACAUUGUCUGUCUAUGGGGCAACAGCCAUCUUCUCCUGCAACUCGGGAUACACGCUGGUGGGCUCCAGAGUAGUGCGGGAAUGCAUGGCCAACGGGCUCUGGAGUGGCUCUGAAGUCCGCUGCCUUGCUGGACACUGUGGGACUCCCGAGCCCAUCGUCAACGGACACAUCAAUGGAGAGAACUACAGCUACCGGGGCAGCGUGGUGUACCAGUGCCAUGCCGGCUUCCGCCUGAUCGGCAUGUCUGUGCGCAUCUGCCAGCAGGAUCAUCACUGGUCGGGCAAGACCCCUUUCUGUGUGCCAAUUACCUGUGGACACCCAGGCAACCCUAUCAACGGCCUCACUCAGGGCAACCAGUUUAACCUCAAUGAUGUGGUCAAGUUUGCUUGCAACCCUGGGUAUGUGGCUGAGGGGGCUGCCAGGUCCCAAUGCCUGGCCAACGGGCAGUGGAGCGACAUGCUGCCCACCUGCAGAAUCAUGAACUGUACAGAUCCUGGGCACCAAGAAAACAGCGUUCGUCAAGUCCAUGCCAGCAGCCCGCACAGAUUCAGCUAUGGCACCACCGUGUCUUACCAGUGCAACCACGGCUUCUACCUCCUGGGCACCCCCGUGCUCAGCUGCCAGGGAGACGGCACGUGGGACCGUCCCCGCCCCCAGUGUCUCUUGGUGUCCUGUGGCCAUCCUGGCUCCCCACCUCAUUCCCAGAUGUCCGGAGACAGCUAUACUGUGGGGGCAGUCGUGCGUUACAGCUGCACUGGCAAGCGGACUCUGGUGGGAAACGCCACCCGCAUGUGUGGGCUGGAUGGACACUGGACUGGCUCCCUCCCCCACUGCUCAGGAACCAGCACGGGAGUUUGUGGUGACCCUGGGAUCCCAGCCCAUGGCAUCCGUUUGGGGGACAGCUUUGCCCCAGGUGGUCUGAUGCGCUUCAGCUGUGAGGCUGGCCACACGCUGCGCGGAUCAUCAGAGCGAACCUGCCAAGCCGAUGGCUCAUGGAGUGGCACCCAGCCUGAGUGUGGAGUGAUCUCUUGUGGGAACCCCGGGACUCCAAGCAAUGCCCACGUGGUGUUCAGUGAUGGCCUAGUUUUCUCCAGCUCUGUUGUCUAUGAGUGCCGGGAAGGCUACUACGCCACAGGCCUGCUCAGCCGGCACUGCUCGGUCAAUGGCACCUGGACAGGCAGUGACCCCGAAUGCACAGUCAUAAACUGCGGGGACCCUGGGGUUCCAGCCAAUGGCCUCCGGCUGGGCAAUGACUUCAGGUACAACAAAACUGUGACAUAUCAGUGUGUCCCCGGCUACACGAUGGAGUCACAUAGGGUGUCUGUGCUGAGCUGCACCAAGGACCGGACGUGGAAUGGUACCAAGCCAGUCUGCAAAGCUGUCAUGUGCAAGCCACCUCAGCUCAUCCCCAAUGGGAAAGUGGUGGGGACCGACUUCAUGUGGGGCUCGAGCGUGACUUAUGCCUGCCUGGAGGGGUACCAGCUCUCCCUGCCCGCCGUGCUCACCUGUGAGGGGAAUGGAUCCUGGACAGGAGAGCUGCCGCAGUGCUUCCCUGUGUUCUGCGGAGAUCCUGGUGUCCCACCCCAUGGGAGGAGAGAGGACCGAGGCUUCUCCUACAGGUCAUCGGUCUCCUACUCCUGCCUUCCCCCUCUGGUGCUGGUGGGCUCUCCACGAAGGUUUUGCCAGUCAGAUGGGACUUGGAGUGGCACCCAGCCCAGCUGCAUAGAUCCGACACUGACCAUGUGUGCAGAUCCUGGCGUGCCACAGUUUGGGACACAGAACAGUUCCCAGGGCUACCAGGUGGGAAGCACAGUGCUUUUCCGUUGUCAAAAAGGUUACCUGCUUCAGGGCUCCACCACCAGGACCUGCCUCCCCAACCUGACCUGGAGCGGAACCCCACCUGACUGUGUCCCACACCACUGCAAGCAGCCAGAGACGCCAACCCAUGCCAACGUCGGAGCCCUGGACUUGCCCUCCAUGGGCUACACACUCAUCUACUCCUGCCAGGAGGGCUUCUCUCUCAAGGGUGGCUCCGAGCACCGCACCUGCAAAGCAGAUGGCAGCUGGACAGGCAAACCCCCCAUCUGCCUGGAGGUCCGGCCCAGUGGGAGACCCAUCAACACUGCCCGGGAGCCACCACUCACUCAAGUCUCAGUUCCUGGGGAUGUUUUUGCCAAGAAUUCCCUGUGGAAAGGGGCCUAUGAGUACCAGGGCAAGAAGCAGCCGGCCAUGCUCAGAGUGACUGGCUUCCAGGUUGCCAGCAGCAAGGUCAACGCCACCAUGAUAGACCACAGUGGUGUGGAGCUGCACUUAGCUGGAAAUUACAAGAAGGAAGAUUUCCAUCUUCUGCUCCAGGUUUACCAGAUUACAGGGCCGGUGGAGAUCUUUGUGAAUAAGUUCAAAGAUGACCACUGGGCUUUGGAUGGGCAUGUCUCCUCAGAGUCCUCCGGAGGCACCUUCAUCUACCAAGGCUCUGUGAAAGGCCAAGAAGGCUUUGGGCAGUUCGGCUUUCAAAGACUUGACCUCAGGCUGUUGGAGUCAGAUCCCGAGUCCAUCGGCCGCCACUUUGCUUCCAACAGCAGCUCCGUGGCAGCCGCCAUCCUGGUGCCUUUCAUCGCCCUCAUCAUUGCAGGCUUUGUGCUGUAUCUCUACAAGCACAGGAGAAGACCCAAAGUCCCUUUCAAUGGCUAUGCCGGCCACGAGAACACAAAUGUUCGAGCCACAUUUGAGAACCCAAUGUAUGACCGCAACAUCCAGCCCACAGACAUCAUGGCCAGCGAGGCGGAGUUCACAGUCAGCACAGUGUGUACAGCAGUAUAGCCACCAGGCCUGGCUGCCACUGCCACCGCCACAGAGAGCCCCGCCUCCAGCAGCCGUUCCCCAGGGGGCAGGCCACAGGCCCCCCUGAGCACAGUGCCCAGUGCCCAUCUUCGUCCGUCUCUCUGCCUGUAUCUGCUACUGCUGGGACUUGGGCCCUCGCCCUGCCGCCAUCUGCGUCCACCACCCUGGAGGGGACUCCCGCUAUGCCCUGACUUGCGGCAGCGAAGGAAGAGGAGCUGCAGACGGAGGAAGGAAGUGUAUGGAUUUAAAACAGCAAAGCAAUUUGUGGAUGUGCGGUGUGUGUGUACAGGCCUGAGCGUGCACGUGCACACACACACACACAACAACCCUACCCUUCAUUUACAUCCUGUGGAAGAGACCAUAAAGACUUAACAAAAGUGAAAUGUGUGUGAAAGACAUCCCAUGUCCUGUCCUGACAAACACAGAGAAGAGAUGAAGAGGGGACGGACAUGCCCCCGCCUGUCCCACGUGCGAGGACACAGCGAAUGUACUAGUAGGAUGCCUCCCCUGGUGGUCAGUACGCAGAAACCAGCCAUCUGCAGAUGGACAGUCCCAUCUGCACAGUGACAGCCAGGACUACCCCAAGAGCAGGAAAGAAACCUCCAAAAACAGUUUAGAAAUUAAUUUCUUUAUUUUUUCAAACAUAAUUUUAUUGAGCUCUAAACCAAGUGAAUUAAAAAGUCAUUUGGGUCUUGGGCAGCACUAGAAAAGAAGGGCGAGUCGAGGGGAGGCAGGACAGGAAUCUGGCCAGGAGCCCAAGGUCAAAUCUGGCUGUCCACUGACAGAGAAGAGCAAACAAGUCUGUGCCCAGCCAGGGAUGCCGGGUCUGGAGGCAGCAGGGAAGUGCUGGAAGGGACAGGGGAGUGAGCCUGCCCCAGGACCCCCAAAAUAAUGACCACCGCAUACUGGCUUGCUUCUCUGUGCCUGACACUUCACAUAUAUUAUUUCUUGUCUAUACACAAAACAUAGGAUUUAUUAUUCCCAGUUUAUAGGUGAACAAACCGAAGCCCGGAAAGCUGAAGAGACGUGAGCCAGAGAGUAAGUGCAGAGUCAGAAUGCAAAUCCAGUCGGUCUGACCUCCAAGCCCACAACACCAGCUGCCAGAAACCUAGGUCUAGAAAGGGCAUCAAAGACAGGGAGGAGGAACUGGAUCUCUACAGGAGCUCUGUGGCCAGGUCUGGCAUGCCAGGCAGGGCAUCCAUGUGUCCUAUCUGGGCUCUGCUCUCUCCACGUGGGCAGCGUCACAGCAAGGACCCAGUACCCAGACCUCUGCUCCCAGCAGGCCCUGCCCAUAGCAGACAAAACACCUGGAAGCUCCUGAAUCAAAAGAAUGUAGUAAGUGAAAGUCACACUCUCCAGCUUCUUGCAAGUGGGCUUGAUUUAUUUUGACAGUUUCAUUGUGCUUGGGUAUUAUAUUGUGCCUGAGUACUGCUGGGAAGCUAAGGAACUUAGGAAUCAAAGUACAGCAUUUAGAACCACUUUCUAUGUCCUCUGGAAGGUCUCCAUGGGCAUAAGCACCUGCGCACGUGCGACAUGCUGGCCUCAGAUGUUCAUAUCACAUAUUGAAAUCAGAUAUAGAAAUGUGUGGGAAUAGAGGGGCAGGGACACCUGAUUCUUAGGCAAAUUCUGGGUUGGAACAAUUAAAAGAUCUGACUGAUGUUAAGAUUGGCUAAAAUGAGAGGUGUCAGUUUCCAGCGAUACAAUGAAGACUGCCCACCCCUGCCUGCACUUGGCAUCCCUGGGCUUGGCAGGAGUGGACCAAUCCAGACAAACACACUCACGCUCUCAUCUCUUUCUUUCCCUGGAAACAAGUGCAGGAAGCUCUUUGGCUGCCCCCUUCUCCCUUCUUAUAUUCCUCUCAGACCACCCAGUGGACUCCCCCAGCCCUGCCUCCACUCCCUCCCUGUGUCUCCUGUGAAGUCCCAUGAGAUGCCCAAGGAGCACAUGCUGGUGGGAUACCGAGGACUCUGCUGUGCAUCACCCUCUCCCACCUCUGGCUUUUUCUCUCCACCUCCAGAGGCUUGGAAGGGAACAGGGCAGAUUAUAUCCUUCACCUGCCAAUCACACCAUAUCCCCACCACCAUCCCAUGAGGAAAAAAAAGUAAAACAAAAACAAAAAAAAUCUUUUGUACAGAGAUAUAUUUUUAUUAUACAAAGUUUGUACAGUACCAAAAAAAGAAAGAAAAAAGGUGUAAAUUUUUUUUCAUUAUUGUAGGUAAACAGUAGUGGAAGCCUUUUUUGUAAAUGUAAUAAAAUGUAUAAAUAUGGUUUUCAGAAAACAUCAACUGCUGUAAAUAUGUAAUCUACACACCUUCUUGGCUUGUCUGCAGUAUAUACAUUUAAUUUAUCUGUCUCUGUAUAUGAGGCUUCCCCCUGGGGGUCCUGCAUUAUGGUACUUUACUGAAUUUGAAAGCAAUUUUAAAUUUUUUGAAUUCAAAUAAAAUAUAAAUUUUUGCAUUGGUUUUCUUA
Galeopterus variegatus (Sunda flying lemur) is the source of this 10827-nucleotide messenger RNA. It is a transcript of the gene CSMD2, whose product is annotated as CUB and Sushi multiple domains 2. NCBI's taxonomy places the organism in Eukaryota, Metazoa, Chordata, Mammalia, Dermoptera, Cynocephalidae. The record is from RefSeq and is a predicted model, not a curated record. The coding region runs from base 1843 to 8337 and encodes 2164 amino acids. The transcript has 45 exons.